AUGCCAAAGAAGGGAUCUUUGAAAGCACCUUCAAAACCUCAAGAAUCAUUUGAUGGAAAAGUACAGCAGGGAAAACCUACUGGUGCAAAGAAACAGCCUGUGGUGAACGAAAUUGACGAAAUUUUUGCUGGGAAGAAGAGGAAAGUCCAGAGCCAAGGCAAGUCGGAUGGGGUGAACCAAAACGAAUCUUCUGUCACGAAGAAAAAAAAGCCGGUGAAUGAAAUCGAUUUGAUCUUUGCUGGGAAGAAGAGGAAAACCCAAAGCCAAGAAAAGGUUGAUGGGACGAUACCAGAUGAAUCGAAGAAAACGGAACUUACAGACAAGAAGGGGAUGAAGAAGAGAAGCGUCGAGGAGCAAGAGAGAAGAUUUGCAGAUAGGCCUGGUAAUGGGCGGAGAAAAACUGCAGAUGGUCUUACCAUUUACACGGAGGAAGAAUUGGGUCUCGGUAAAUCUGAAGGUGGAGGUUCCUCACUUUGCCCAUUUGAUUGUGAUUGUUGCUUCUGA
Messenger RNA from Linum tenue, 504 nucleotides. The record is from the annotation of a GenBank genome assembly. NCBI's taxonomy places the organism in Eukaryota, Viridiplantae, Streptophyta, Magnoliopsida, Malpighiales, Linaceae.